Molecule: messenger RNA, 3960 nt
Organism: Acaromyces ingoldii
Lineage: Eukaryota; Fungi; Basidiomycota; Exobasidiomycetes; Exobasidiales; Cryptobasidiaceae
Exons: 2
Coding region: 32-3862 (1276 amino acids)
Biological process (GO): microtubule nucleation; meiotic cell cycle; spindle assembly
Cellular component (GO): centrosome; equatorial microtubule organizing center; gamma-tubulin complex
Molecular function (GO): microtubule minus-end binding; gamma-tubulin binding
Source: RefSeq, a predicted model, not a curated record
ACCUCCCUCUCUGCACCGCGUGCGACUGGCGAUGAUGCUCCGAGGGGCCACCGCAGCGCAGCCGGGGCUCCACCCGCUCCCUCGGCUCGAUCGGAAGCAUGCCUUUGAUCUCUCGACGCCGAGAUUGCUCGAUGUGCGCGCGCUUCAGAACCGGAUAUCGCUGCCCUUCGACGUGGACGUGCAGGCGGACACGGCUGGCGGAAUCGACGGCGGCGAUGAUGCGCUAGGACGAUGGGCCAAGGACAAGCGGAGCGCCUCGACUGCCAAACUUAUUGGCAGCCUCGUCCAGCAGGAUCGCAAGGAGAGCAAGGACGGACGAGGACAGCGCCUGGCCGACCACCUGGGCGAGGCGAGUGGCAGGGCCGAGCCUGGUCCUAGCCGAAUACCGCCAGCAGCUUCAUCGUUGGUCUCGUGGGACUCGCUGAGGGAUGAUGUGCAAUAUGCCCGCUUCUUGACAGAUGUACAGAGGGGAGGCUGGGACGAUACGCAGCUGGACGAGGCCGUCAUGUGUUCGCUCAUUGGGCCGUUGAAUCAAGAGGAGGGCGAAGUGGUGAUUCCAGCACCAGCGCACUUUAGAGGCUCUGUGCUUGCAUCGCUCGUCAAGACAGCAUGUGGCCAGGUCUCGGCGCACUUUGCGUGGGACGAGAGAGAUGCCCGCUUUACCUGGGCAGAGACGUUGCAGCGAGACUUGCGCGCACAGGAGAAGCGACGGCUGAGAAGAGCGAUCAAGAAGGCAAAGGGAAUGACAGGCAAAAGGGCAAGAGAACGUCAGGCAUUGGUGGAACAGCUCGAUGCUGUGAGGUUGUCAAGCCCCGAAGACGAGAUCAUCUGGAAGGGCAAGGAGCGCAUACAUGGUCUGACCGAAGAGGCGUCCGAGGCUGUCGUGAGCCGCUUUCUUGACAUCGGGUCACUGCAAAGAAGGCUGUAUGGCCGCAUCGAAGAUCUCAGAAGAAAGGUGCCGGCGGCCAGGAAGAAGAGCCGGGACGAGAGUGACGACGAUGAGGAAGACUUGACGAUGUUCCAGCCGCCACACGAAGCAUACGCCUUAGCCAGCAGCCUGUCCUCCGUCUUGGACUGGAUCUCUGGCGAACUGCAAGAAUGGUCGGCCGCCGUUCCUCCAGACGCUGCUUUGUCGUCUGCACGUCAGGACCUCGAAGUCAUUCACCUCUUGCUCAGCUCGCUCGCCGAUAUGUGUGCCUGCUCGAUGUCAAGACUGCCGCCUUUUCGCUUCAUGACAAGGCCGCCUGCGAAAGACAGCAGCAUUGGUCGCGUUGACACGCAUGCCGCAACGGUGCAGACGACACAGCUUCUCAAUCUUGUCCAUUCGCACAUGCAUGCAGUCCUGGCCUCGUCUGCCCCACCAUUGGUUCAAGGUGUGUGGUCAUACCUGCUCGCCACAACGACGCGAACGUGGCGAGAACAGCUGGCCACAUGGGUUGGAUGGCCGUGCCCUCCUGAAGCAAAGCAGGAAGACGCUGUCGAGAGGCAGAUGUUGGUCGAGAGGGAAAAGAGACAGGCGAAAGAGGAGAUCUGGAGCGAGGAAAUGGCGCGGUGUGAGCCCUGGCCUGGAGCAGAGGUCGAGUGGGCGUGGGACGAGCGAGGGGAAGAGGACGUUGGCUACAUCCUCCGGCCUUCACGGUUGCCGGCCAUGCUUCCGUUACACUCUGCGAGGGAUGUGCUCGAGGCCGGAAGGGCGCUGCGCUUGCUGCGGAGGGCAGCGCCGCCCGGCCAUCCUCUUCUCACCUCUUUGGACGGAAGGGUCGGCCUGGAGGUCGUCGCAACAUCACGCUCAUCAAACAGCCAGCGAGGGCCGAUCCCGGUGCCUUCCUGGACUUGGUCAGACGUCGAGCUGAGGAAGAGUGGCGUAGCAGUCGAGACGCGCGUGCGCGAACUUCAGCGAGAGAUCGCACGAUGGCGCAGAGUACGGGGACAACGAAGCGGUGGUCGUCCUUCCUCCGCCUCGGACACAAAUGCAAUAUCUUUCCCUCGCUAUUCGGCCCUUCCAGCACAUGGGAUACUAACAGCUGGCAACGCUAUCGAAGGCGGCUUUCAGCAGCACAAUCAUCUAUCGAAGCCGAGCUCGCUUCCCUCUGCACUGUCAAAGGAUCUUGAAAGGGCUAUGCUUGUCUUCGACGCACUGCCCGGAGAGGCUCUCGAUGACAAAGAGGAUGGGGAGAAGGAGAUUCCGCAGGCAGACACGCUUCUUGAGCACAUUGCGUACGCACUCGAGACGGCGUCUGCCUCAGACGGUCGCAGCCGUCACAACACCUCGCUGCUCCCACCUACCAGCCUGGGCUUGGCGUCGCUAACGGAAGCAUCGAUCAUCGCCCCUCUCCUUCAAUGGUCCCGCCUCAUCAACUCGAGCCUGAUCAGCGUCUUUUUCCGCGACCUGGGCCUCGCCACCUACCUCGAGACGUGCCGACGAUUCCUUUUGCUGGGCAAUACCCGAUUUGCUGAGCGGAUCGCAGAGGUCCUGUUUGAUGUCGACUGGCUCGAUCAGGACGAUGAGGAGCGAGGUCAAGAGGGCGAAGGUGUGGGACUGAGCAAGAUGCUAAGAAAAGAACCAUCUUGGCCUCCAAGCGGCGGAUCUCAGCUCUCGUCGGCGCUUAAUUUUGUCGUGCUGGAAACGGUCGCCGAGCUGAAGACUACCGACGCCGUGCCUUCCGAAAGAACGACGCACGAUGAAGAGACGCUCAGCGCCGAGAAGCUCGCGAUUCGAGAUCUCGAUGAUCGUCUUUCCUUUGCAGUCGUCCGUCCGGAUAAAGGCGGCAAGGCGAAUGCAGAUGCGGCCUGGCGUGAUCGGAGGAAUGUCGAGGCACUUGAUUGGCUCACCUUGAGCUUCCACCCACCCCCGCUCAUCGCGCCGCUCCUCACGCCGCAGACCCAAGAAUCGUAUCGCCGCCUCUUCAACCACUUGCUAAAGCUCAUGCGGGUCAGGCAUGUGCUUGACUUGGUAUUCCGAAAGAUUUGCUCGAGUCGCCAGAGUACAGCUUUGGGUCAAGGACAGGAAAGGGCGCAAAGGCACAUCUUGGCAUUCCGCUUCGAGGCGCAACACGUCGUGGACCUUUUGCAGGCUCAUUCGUCAGAGGUGGCUGUCGGACAGCGGUGGGAGAGCUUCAUGGCUCGGCUGGACCAGCUGAGACGCGAGGCCGAAGAGCGCGACACAGAGGCCUUUGUCGAUGAUGGCGAUGCCUUUGAGGAAGAAGAAGGAGAGAUCGACGAGGACGAAAGCAUCGCCAAUGACGAGGAGCAGGACGGGGACGAAGAGAAUCCUGCCGCUACCGCUGACGAAGGGGCUGCUAGUACGCGACGGAGAAUGGAGAUCAAGGACGUCUUCAGCCUGGCGAGGUACCACGAAUGGACACUGGAACGCAUGGUCUCUGGAUGUUUUCUGGGCUCGUCGAAGAAGAGGGGCGGACAGCGCGGCGGCAAGAUCUACGAAAUCAUUGAGGAAAUAAUGAAUCUCGUGCUGGCCUUUGGCGAUUUUGUGCUCACGAGAGCUACAAAGAAAGAAGCGAUCUUGGAGGAAGAAGAGGAGGCGCGACUCGAGAAGCUGCACAAGAGGUUCAGAUCGAGGGUGGCGCUCCUCGGAAAAGCCCUCGAAGUCGUCUUGGAGCACUCUUCGUCGGGCUCGAACGCAGCGGCAGGCUCGACAUUGUGGCGGCAGAAGGCCAGCACAGCGGAGCCCGACUCUCUGGCGUCGUUGGAACUACAGAGGCAGGAGGAAGAGGCCCAGCGGGAUCUUCUCGAGCUCCAAAGGGACAGUGGUGGAAACCUGAAGGGCAGCGAGACCGAAGCGAUCCGGUGCCUCAUCCUCGGCUUGUCUUCCAUUCAGACAGGUUCUGGUAGACUAAAGAGCUGACUGUAACAUUGGUAAUUACGAAAUAUUGCUAGAGGACUGGCAACGAUUGCCGUCCCUCGGGAUGGCUUUCGUGAUGUAUUGUACUGUACAAUUGGCUA